Messenger RNA from Plodia interpunctella (Indianmeal moth), 4104 nucleotides. RefSeq lists its product as uncharacterized. Bases 273 to 3119 code for a protein of 948 amino acids. Gene Ontology annotation, cellular component: membrane. The record is from RefSeq and is a predicted model, not a curated record. NCBI's taxonomy places the organism in Eukaryota, Metazoa, Arthropoda, Insecta, Lepidoptera, Pyralidae. The transcript is spliced from 16 exons.
GUUAUAAGUAGAUAUUAUUAUAUUGUGUAAAUUUUGCCAAUAUAUUUAUAAAUGGAGAGAAAACUAAUGUUAAUAGAAAUUGCAUAUUAACAUGUCUUGGGACAUAAGGGGGAAGCAAGUCGUAUAAUGGGUUAAAGUUAUUAUGAUGACAGGAUUUUGAUUGACAGAACCAUAUACAAAAAUCAAUAUUCAAAAUUCUGAUGUGUAAUAGCUAAACAGAGGAAUUGAUUGCCUUUAGUAAAAGUGAACAGUUGCAGAGACAGUGUAUCGGGAUGAAAGCUGAGGCCGGCGAGUGCUCGUUCGCGGUGCUGGUCGUGCUGGCCGCGUGCUGGCCCGCCGCAGCCGAGUUCAACCUGCGGCAGAUUCUUUGCGAUUCGCUGGACUGCGAUUCACCGGAGUACGAGACACCCGAUAAAAUAUCGAAAGAAGAAGUACUAAAGAAUAUUACCGAUUUAUUAGGGUUAAAUUUUUUGGAUAUUGCACACGGAGAUGAUCCGUUCAAUAACCUUUUAGAUAUAUGUGGUAAAUUAGAACUAGAUAACUACGCAUACCCAAAUCUCACUAAUUACCGCAGAAUGCCGUUCUUAUUUGUGUAUGAGGCCAGUCCGAUGAAUUUAAAUAAUCGACCGCAAUACCAACAUGCGAAACCGUUUCCACCAAAAAAUAUGACAUACGUGCCGAGCCAACCUCAGUUCCGAUUCCUGUACACUGCGGCACCAAGCUUUAUGGAAUUCAUGGUUCCCCAUCAAAGGCCAGAAUUCGUGCAACACGUUGUUGACGAAUCAUUUUCGGUAACCCAGUUCAAAUUGCAAUUGUUACCUCAAGGAAUCGGACAUUUGUUAACGCUCCUCUCUGGACCUAUCACAUUCGUUCUCGCACUUCUGACGACAGCGCUCCUGUUAAUUGUUGGCUGGAAGGCCGCAUUGCGCCGCACCCUGAAACGGACUCGACAUCGGCGUCACUUCGACCGCAAGUGCGAAUGUAACCGCAAGUGCUGCCUCGCCAUCAUCUUGAUGACAUUGUUAACUCUGUACAUAUUCUGCCUGUGGGGCUUUUACAUGGCGGAGCAACAAAUGGAAGAUGGCAUGCGAAAUAUUGCCCUGGUAUUUUGUAACUAUUCUAGAACUCUAGGUUGGACUUUACACAACGCAUCUAUCCUUCCAAUAUGGCUUAGGGCUAAGCCUUGGGAGAAGCUACCAGAAGGCCCAAUGAAACCAGGGGAAUUUACAAGUUUUACCAAGCAUUGGCUACAUUAUAAUAACCAUUUAAUCACGGACUUGUCCCUCCGUCGGUCUGAUGUAAAGGCGCUGAUGAACAUUACAAGUCAGCUGGACAUCGUCCAACGGAACCUGAUACAAUUGAAAAAUGAUGGCGCCAUGCUAUGGUAUCUGGCUGAUCAACUCAAUACAGAGCUACGCAAACUGAAGCAGACAUUGCUGGAAUCACUGGCCGGCUGCGCUGCGCCGGUCUGCGUCGAGCUGCAGUGGAAAAACCAUAUUAUGGAAUUCAACACCGACACCCCACACGUCCAGAUACCAGAUCUAACAAAGGCGCUGGACAUGGUGACGCAGCUGCGCGAUCAGGGUUUACACACAGAGGUGGCUGACGCACUACGCUCAUACCACUACGUCGAUGUGAAACUGAAUGAAUAUCAAACUCACAUAUUCGGUCACUACGGCGAUAUGUUACAUAAAGCAUGGAAAAUGGGCCAUGUUUACUUGCGCAGGUAUUGGUAUACGAUUCAGAAAUUGUUUCUAAUAAUAGAUGAAAUAGACGCAUACAGAAUGAGAUUUCUGAAUGUCUAUCUUCCACUUAUAAGUAGUAUAUUCUUCUGGAUCUCCUGUUUUCUACUGAUCCCACUCGCGCUGUUACUUGGUUUUCCUCACGGCUUCUUAGGCUAUCGACCGAGAAUGAAUAAUAAAUUAUUCACUUUGAUUAGUAGGGGCACUGGGGCGCGCUGUAUGUACAUUGCCAUAUUUCUGACUAUAAUGGCGUUUGUGAUGUGCGCCGUGAUGACGGUUGUCUUAUUCAUCUUAGGCGCCAUUCUCCAGCGCGCCGUGUGCGAACCGCUCGAGAAUCCCACGCGAAGCAUUUUGAUGACAGCUAUAGUGGACCCCUUCGUAGACAUAGAGAAGUUACAAUUUCGAGACGAAGCCAACCACAGUUCUAAUUACAGACUCAGCACUGUCUUGGACCAACUUAUGUAUCCUGAAUCUAAUAAUCGCCGCCACUAUUACUGGGUAUUCCAUCUCGACCGAUUCGCCCGCGAGGACAGACACAAAUUUAUUUUCUUUAAAAAUUUAUUACGAUCAUUGGAUGAGAUGCAGUCCAAAGCGCCGACACACGUGCUGCCUUCUCGAGUGUCCGUGCUGAGCGACCGCGCCAAGCAAAACCUGCGGCAGUUCGCUAACACUCGCUUCUCGGACUUGGCACUCGACAGAAUUCCAGAAGCGUUGAUGCAGAGUAAGCUGCAGUUCAGCAAAACAUCUCGGGAGAUGGCGCUGUUGUCUGACGCGCUGAAGCGCGCGGCGGACAGCGUGCCGGCCAGCGGCAGCUACGGCACCAUCUCGUCUGACAUACGCACAGCCGCCGCCGCUCUGCAGGACCUGCGGCUGAACAUUGUCCUGCCGAUGUUUGAAUACACGCACAAGAUCAAUAGCUCAAUCAAUAGAGUACAAGAAUCAUUACGUUUCAACGUUAGUCACACGUCGCCGGAGCAAGCGAUCAAGGAUUAUCUUGGAGAGGUGGAGGAAGGAGAACGGUUCAUCAACGAAGAUCUUGAUAAGAAAGCCCGAUUGGCCUUGAGGCAGCUGUCGAGAGACGUCACGGGCAUGGUCCUAGCCGUAUACCGCAGCCAUAUAACAAGGACUUUACCCCCAGGCGAUUUUUCAGUCCCAUACAUCGCAGAUAUGAAAAGGAUGCUUUGUGUUAACAUAUUAUUAUCCGUGAAGAAUAGCAAGGCUUAUAAACUGUACAAAAACACCGCUGUUGGAUCUCCAGAGCCGGCUGCUGCAUCUGCAUCACAGUCACGGCGUCCUGGACGACGGGCUAGGGCAUGGGAAGACUAUCCCAAGCCGCGGAAACGUGAAGCUUACAGCGUCUUACUACAAAUUCUUUAAAUUUAUCAUUUGAUGACAUUAUCUCAUUGAAUGAUCAGAUUUCCAGUGGCCGGAUGGAAUAGACAAUAUACUUUUGCACAUGAAAUAGAAAGGAGUUCCUAGAUUCCUUUUUUAAAUCGCUUGAGUAGAUGCAAUGGCGAUCCCAUUCCGAUAAUAAAUGCCUAAUAUAACAUUAUUUUGCUUAUAGAGUAUUGUAAUAAGGUGGCUAUCGUAUAAAACGAACUGAUUGUUCAUGUUGGCUUCUUAGUUUAUAGACGUGUCAGAGUUGGCGAUGAGCGAUCAAGAGCAAUGUGUUUCAGCACGGCAUGUGGUUCUGUCUGUUUCUCUGCUGCCUGAUGUUGCUGGCCAUGAUCCUGGCGGCGCGCACCCUGGCGAGGAGCUGGCUGCACACUCAGUCCUAUCCCGGACCAACUGCUGUGUAGUCAGUGCCAAUUUCAACACUUAUCUAAUCUACAUUACAAUCUUAUUUUGUUAAUUAGAAUUUCCCUCACAGUUUCUUCCGAAAUCAUAGUAGUUCAUGGUUGUUUUGAUAAGUUAACCUAUUUUUUUUGUGAGUAUAUUGAACUGUUGGCCAACAUAAUUUAUUAACUUGUUCCGACAACAUCUUUUUUCAAAUAUUAGGUCUGUGAAUGAUUUACCAUCAGAAUUUUCCGCUUCCUCACGUUUGGAAUCUUCCCUGACGGAACCGUAAGUUGAUGUUUCUGUGAGUGGUUUAAAAUUAUGUUGAACAUCGGUUUCAAUGAUUCAAUAUUUUACUGGUGAUCAUCACACUAACUCAUAAAUUUGAUGCAAUACGCGACAGUUAGAGAAAACAUUUAUUUUAUUCUGAAUAAACGAUUGAUUAUGAUUCAGCGCGUACGACGAAGCAAAAUGGACUGCAAGGCAGUGGUGCCGAUUGCGCAGGCAAGGCUGCAAGGACGAUAAAUGUGCGGACACGUGCAGAGACCCCUCUAUGCCAAAGUGUCUGCCGUCUGUCCUGCGCAAG